Macrosiphum euphorbiae (potato aphid) is the source of this 1389-nucleotide messenger RNA. The record is from the annotation of a GenBank genome assembly. Lineage: Eukaryota; Metazoa; Arthropoda; Insecta; Hemiptera; Aphididae.
AUGAGCGUACCGAUGGAAUUGGACGAACCCGCGACCGAGGAGGUACCUCUGGACUUGACCGUGAAGAAGGACGUCAACAAGGAAGCGAAGGCGGAAGGCGAUGGCCCAGAGAAAUUGAGCGGGGGCGCGCCACAGCAGGAGUCGAACGCUCAGAACGGCGUUAAAUCGACGCCACUGGACUUGAGCGCCGGAAGAGGAGCGUUGCCGCUGCCGCCACCGCCGUCAGCGAAUGUCGCUCAGCGUGCUUCGGUGGUGGUGCUGUCGCCGAAAGUGCAGGCGGUCAAAUCGUCGCCACCGCCGUCGCCACUGAAGCUGAAGCCACAGGGCAAUGUCUACUGGUCGCCGGACUCGUCGUCGUCCACGAUGGCCGCCGAACCCUUGGCGCCACUGCACGGGAUGUACGCCGACGCUGCCGCUUACCGGCACAUGAUGCCGUCCGCAGCCGUACCCGAGUACAACCCGUUCCUGCCAGUUCUUCCGACGCCCGAGGCCACUCAGCUUCACCAUCAAACUAACCACAUCCGACACCAAAUUCACAUGCAACAUCAGCAACAACUCCAGAUGACGCAGCAGCUCCAGUUGCAGCUGCAGAUAUCGCAACAACGCACCCGGGAACAGCAGCAGAUAAUAAACAAGCGAACGCUCGAGCUGCAGGCAAAGUACGGCGUUCUCCCGCUUGACCCUGCGAUGUUGUUGUCCGGCAGCCCAGUGUACGCGGCCACGUCGUCGCCGUCCUCGUCCGAGUCCAACCACUUCCCGUUCGGCGGAUACGACUGCGGCUUUUCCAAGCCAGCCUACGGUUUCGGUUAUCCUUACUACGAAAGGAUGGUCGAUGGCAGAGUUUCCGGUGGAGCGUAUGGAGGCUUAGACAUCAGCGCCAACCGAUCCGACUGUCCGUCGCCCGAGUCGACGACCACGUGCACUACGACUACUGACGACCAUCACCUUUUCCAUCACCAUCACCAACAGCAGCGGGACCUUGACCGAGAUCACCGCCACCGCAUCAACGCGAUGGACGACAUGGACGUGGUGGACCCCGAGGAGGUGGCAGCCAUAUACAGACAGUCGGACUUCUUGUCGUUCCGUCACCGGUACAUGGAGAGCUUGGGGCCGCCGAGGAACUUCGAGAAAAUGAGACGGUCCAACAACAACAACAACAACAACAGCAGCGGCAGCAGCAACAACGACGACGACCACCAGCAGUACGACCAGUCGUACGUCAUGAAGCGGCAGAAGAACAACGAGGCGGCCAAACGGUCUAGGGACGCCAAGCGGCAGAAGUACAUCGAGAACCAGAUCAGCGUCAUGUACCUGACCAAGAAGGUGAGUGAGAUGAAGGACAUCAAGAGACGGCUGCUGAAGGCCAACAGUAAUAUAUUUGCCGAGUAG